Molecule: messenger RNA, 2340 nt
Organism: Zootermopsis nevadensis
Lineage: Eukaryota; Metazoa; Arthropoda; Insecta; Blattodea; Termopsidae
Gene: Nfs1
Product: Nfs1 cysteine desulfurase
Biological process (GO): [2Fe-2S] cluster assembly
Cellular component (GO): mitochondrion; cytosol; nucleus
Molecular function (GO): cysteine desulfurase activity; pyridoxal phosphate binding
Source: RefSeq, a predicted model, not a curated record
UCAACUGUUGCAAGACGUGUGUUGAUAAUUGUGUUUGUUCUGUUAUGUUGUUUGCAUUGAUGUGCAGGUAAAAUACGUUUGUUUUAAUUGUAUUGUUGAAACUGCCCUUACAAGUAUCAUAAUGAUUCGUUUAUCACAAAUGUAUGCAUUGGGACAGAAAUCUAGAGGCGCAAAAGAUAUAAGCACUGCUGUUUACUUCGGAACUUUCGCAGUUAACCAGUAUUGUGACGGACGAGUAUCUAACCGUCAGUAUGCAACAGCUCCGCAAGUUUUAGGUCUACCUAAAGAGAGGAAACCUAUUGACUUCACCAAACAACUGCCUACUGAUGGCAGGCCUUUAUAUUUGGAUGCACAGGCAACAACUCCAAUGGAUCCACGUGUACUGGAUGCUAUGUUGCCGUAUUUAACACAUUACCAUGGUAAUCCUCAUUCUAGAACGCAUGCAUAUGGCUGGGAGAGUGAGAAAGCUAUGGAAGCAGCAAGAAAACAAGUUGCAGAUCUAAUUAAUUGUGACCCCUCUGAAGUAAUAUUCACAUCAGGUGCAACUGAGUCAAAUAAUACAGCAAUUAAAGGUGUGGCACAUUUCUACGGUGCUAAGAAGAGACACAUCAUUACUACACAGACAGAACAUAAAUGUGUGUUAGCUUCAUGUCGCCAGCUGGAAGGAGAAGACUUUAAAGUGACUUACCUGCCUGUCAAUAAUUUGGGGCUCAUCAGUAUGGAGGAAUUAGAGAAAGCUAUUCGACCUGACACUGCCCUGGUAACCAUCAUGUUCAUCAACAAUGAAAUUGGUGUUCGGCAACCUAUUAGACAAAUAGGAGAAUUGUGCAAGUCCAAGAACAUCUUCUUUCAUACAGACGCAGCUCAAGCAGCAGGAAAGGUACCUAUUGAUGUCAAUGAUCUGAAUAUUGAUCUCAUGUCUAUUAGUGGCCACAAGAUUUAUGGACCUAAAGGUGUAGGUGCUUUGUACGUUCGUAAACGACCUAGAGUUCGCCUGGAACCAAUAAUAAAUGGUGGUGGACAGGAACGUGGCUUGAGAAGUGGCACUGUGCCAUCACCUCUUGGUGUUGGAUUGGGUGCUGCUUGCAGUAUCUGCAAACAGGAGAUGGAUUAUGAUCAUAAAUGGAUGGAACUGCUAUCAAAGCGACUUAUGGACAAAAUAUAUGGAAGUCUGGAUUAUGUAGUUCGUAAUGGUGAUCCUGUCAAUUCAUAUCCUGGCUGCAUUAAUCUGUCAUUUGCAUAUGUUGAGGGAGAAUCCUUGCUGAUGGCACUGAAGGAUGUAGCUCUGUCAAGUGGCAGUGCAUGUACUUCAGCUUCAUUAGAGCCAUCAUAUGUACUGCGCGCUAUUGGCACUGAUGAUGAUAUGGCACAUUCAUCCAUCCGAUUUGGCUUCGGGAGGUUCACAACUAUGGCAGAAGUAGAUUACACUGCUGAUCACUGUAUAAAAAAUGUAAAGAAGCUAAGAGAGAUGAGCCCAUUGUGGGAGAUGGUGCAGGAAGGUGUGGAUCUGAAAUCUAUAAAGUGGUCACGGCAUUGAAGUAUAUAUAUAUAUAUAUAUGUAUGUGUGUGUGGAUGUAAAUAUACUUCCUUGAAGACAUACUUUAUACUCAUAUGUACAUAUGCAAACUGCUUUCAUUUGCUGUGUUAGUUACCUAUCAAGUGUUAAAAAAAGUCUACUAUUGUAUAUUUGAAUGUAGAAAUAACUUUGUCACACAUUGGCAGUUACUACUGUAUUUAUUAAUGAAAUGCACUGUAUAAUGAUAAAAGAUAGGUCGAGCCUUUAAUAUAGUGACAAUACAUGAAGCACAAAUAUUAAUAACCAUAUUUAUUUUUAAACGAUUUUUAUCUUUAAUUAUCUGCAGGCAUUCUGAAAGCUGCUCUUCGUUGUUAUUUAGUACAAAGUACAUCUAGUAAUAUUACAAUAUAUGCAAAUUAGUUCUACAGUUUCUAUCAAUGUCUUUAUGUAACAACUAAAGGAUUCUCAAGAAAUCUGAUAACUAGGAAGUUUUACUACAAAUGUAUCCAAUUUUGGUUAAAACUCAACAGUAACGGGUACUUUACAUGAAGACCUACAUGCAUUUGUGUGCAGAAGUGACUGGAUGGGGAAUCCCCAGACAACUCUGGCACUAUUCACAGACAUCAAAGAUCAAAUUCUGGCAAGUACUCCAGUUUCUAACUUGUUUACAUCUCUGGAAUUGAUAUACAUCACCAUACUCCAGCUUUAAAAUUAUCAGUCUCGUGCCAAAAUGCAAACAUUUCAGUCCUGCAUUAUUUUUUCUCAACUCUCAAACAUGCUUCAAAAUGCAAUUAAAAAGCUGCUCAAAUAAAGUGUGAAAAGUG